This is a messenger RNA of Effrenium voratum, 2010 nucleotides long. Lineage: Eukaryota; Dinophyceae; Suessiales; Symbiodiniaceae. The record is from the annotation of a GenBank genome assembly.
AUGGACGUGGACUUCAGGGAGCGAGGCAUGUACCCUGAGUCGCUCACCGAUCCUUCCAGGUACAUCAUUGAGGUGCUGAAAAUCGGAGCCAGCACCAUACAAACUGCGCCAAUGCGUCUCCCGCGAGACUUUCGAAGUGGCGUGGAUGAGAUCGUGAAGGACAUUCACACCAGCAUUGAGGUGCCGCCAUUGUUCAACACAAGCGGCGGAACGCUGUCCUUCAUAUUCCGCAAGCUUGUGACGUAUCAGACGCAGCAGAACCACCACCAGCCCCCAGGGCGAUUCCAGAGAUUGACAAGCUUCAGCGCGAGAGAAGCCAACAGCUGCGAUAAUUUUCAUGCGAAGCGCGUGGUUUGUGAGGUCCUGAAGACGUGGGCGUGUUGCAGCCACGGCGCUGUGAGCGAUGAGAGCGUCGAUGCGCAAGAAGUUGAGCCCUACCUGAACUUCCUUCGCCACCUUCUGUAUUUUCACGACAGAUGGUCUUCGAAGCUCUGGGGAUCAGACUCCUUUCUGGAGAUCAUGGUGCAGACCAUCCGGAAGCUCGAGGCCUUGAAGCGCGACUCCUCUGACACGAAGCAGAAGUAUCUCCGGGUGCUGGAGCAGAUCUACGACUCUUCCAGCGAGUUGGCGGAGAACGCCUUGCGAGUCGCCAUGUUGGCGGUCAGUGAGCAUCACGUGGAGUUUGAGACCGUAGUUACAAAGGAGGGUCCUAUGACUUUGAAGCUCCUCAGCAAGGCCUACUACCGGCACAACUCUUCAUUUUGGUGUACAGAUCUGGGUCAAGUGCUGAAUGCUGCGCUGGUGCGUGCAGAUCCUCUCCGGUUUAAGCCGAUUGGAACGGGAACAGAGAAGGCUCCGGCAGCGCGUGUUUGGAGCCUGUGGACAGAUGAGCUGGGGACCAUCAAGAUGUACGAAUAUGGAAGUCUUGAAGAAGCCCGGCAGGUUCUCGAGCAGUGCAGGUGCUGCACCGUCCUCGUGGGUCCAGAGGGCAAGAUUCAGGAGAAAUCCUUAGCUGCAGGCAGCCAGAUGCUUUCCAAGGUCUUGCAAGAAGGAAACACACUCCGUGAGCUCAACCGUAGAGUCGAUCAAAACAUUUCGCUGCAAAGAGCUGCGCUGGGCUUGCCUCCGGAGCAGGUGACGGCAAUUGAAGAUUUUCUCGGUCAAGAAGUGGAGGUAGAUGUGUCUGCAGAAGCCCAAAACUACUGGUAUGAUGCAGUGCAGAAGGUGCGAGAUGAAUGGAUGCAAGGUCGCACAGAAGUCGCUGGCGUGGCUGAGCCAUUCCGUGGGGGCAAGAAGGUGAAAUGGAUCGAAGGCGUGUUUGAGAAAGGGGCCAAGUCGUCUGACUUCCCGACAAUCAUUCUGGACCUGCCCAAGACGCUUUCGGAGUUGCUGUCGUGCCACAAGGAGGUGAUGUCUGCAGUGCGGGGCAUGAUCAGCGAAGGUGGAAGCAAAGAGGCACUGGCUGCAAUUUAUGCUUUGCGACAGCGCGGAACGAUCACCGGCCAGCUAGAUGCUUGCAUGCAGCGAUGUUUGGCCAGUGCCAACCUGAUCCACGGAUUCUACGAACAUUUGUUCUUUGAUGGUCUUGAGAGCGGUAAGAAGAUCAAGGGUCAAACAGCCUCAAUGCAGCGGUUAUAUUUUGAGAGCUACCGUGCUUGUAGCAAAAUGCGGGAUGAUAUCCUUACCAAAUGGCACAAGCUUGGCCUCCAGGUCACAGAUGACAACCUGGCUGAGGAGGCAAAGCGUAUUGAUAUGACGGAGAGGGCAGCAUUUUGCCAGCUGAUGGGCAUGCCAGCUCCAAAUCUUGCGCUAACUGCAGGCUCCACGUCCCAGCUGCUGCAAUUGCCUGACUCUCCAGCGGGUAACGAGGCUUCGCCAACUGGAACUCCUCGGAGCGACAAGCAAAUCCCAAUAACAUUCGCGCCCUCCGCCCGUGUGGAGGAGCUGAAGCCAGACCUCAAAGAGGAGGCCACUGAUUCGGGAGACGAUUUGUCCAAUGUGUUCAGUUGA